This is a messenger RNA of Meriones unguiculatus (Mongolian gerbil), 5442 nucleotides long. It is a transcript of the gene Bco2, whose product is annotated as beta-carotene oxygenase 2. The transcript is spliced from 11 exons. Gene Ontology annotation, biological process: retinal metabolic process; carotene catabolic process. The coding region runs from base 3150 to 4961 and encodes 603 amino acids. Lineage: Eukaryota; Metazoa; Chordata; Mammalia; Rodentia; Muridae. The record is from RefSeq and is a predicted model, not a curated record. Gene Ontology annotation, cellular component: mitochondrion. Gene Ontology annotation, molecular function: carotenoid dioxygenase activity; beta-carotene 15,15'-dioxygenase activity.
AUUUAAGAGCCAAGAUGAGAUUACUAGUGCAGAAUGUUGAAAUUAAAGAGUAAAGGUCCAAGGUUAUACCUUGAUAUUUAUGGGCAAUAAAAGGGAAAGGAUCAGAGGAGGAGGUUAACAUUUGCAAAGUAUCAUUAUAUUUAACUAUGAUGAUAGAUAUAAGCAGGAAUCAUUAAGCUCUCUCAAUCCUUAUUUUAUCUUGGAAAAACUUGAGGUUUCAUCAGGUUAAGGUGUUUGCCUAAGGUUUCCAGCUAAUGAAUAAAGAAGCUGAUGGAAAGAAGCAUAGUCAAAGGGCAGCAAAGGUAAAACAGCAAUUAACUCUAGAGUAGCUUGUCUCCCAAGCCAAGAGUGGAAACAAGUGUAAGGAGAUGGUGGCAGCCAUAUCAAGUACUACAAAAAGUUUGAAGAAUAUAAGAUUUUCAGUAUUGUGGAGUAUAGAGCAUACAGAUAUGUAAAUAUAAUCUAAAAUGAAGGGGCCAGAGAGAUGGCUAGCUGCUGCUCCAGAUGAUUUGGGUUUGAUUCCCAGCAUAUACAUGGUGGCUCACAACCAUCUUUAACUUCAGUCCCAGGGAACCUAACACCCUCUUCUGAAUUCUGAGGGUAACAGGCAUGCACACAGCAAAAAGACAUAAAACAUGAAACACUUCCCAUUCAUGGUAUCUAGUUGGGCUGUUCAGUUUAACUCUAUUUAAAAUAGCUAACCCUAUUUUUUAUCAGGAAAUUUUUUAAAAAUAUUUUUUUAUUUUUAAAUAAUUUUAUACAUUCACUUAUAUCCCAGCUGUAGCCCUCCCUCUUUCCCUCCCAAUCCUCCCCUCCCUCAUCUCCUCCCUGCCCCCUUCUGAGUCCACUGAGAGGGGAGGUCCUCCUCACCUUCCAUCCGACCCUAGCUUAUCGGGUAUCUUCAUGAUGGCUGCAAUGUCCUUAUCUGUGGCCUAGCAAGGCUGCUCCUCCCUGGGGGGGGGGGGGAGGGAGGGAGAGGAAGUUCAAUGAGCUAGUCUUUGUUCAUGUCAGAAACAAUUCCUGUCCCCCUUACUAGGGAACCCACUUGGAUACUGAGCUACCAUAGGCUAUGUCUGGGCAGGGGUUAUAGGUUAUAUCCAGGCAUGGUCCUUAGUUGGAAAAACAGUCUCAGAGAAGACCCCUGUGCUCAGAUAUAUUUGGACCUUGUGGGGAUCCUGUCCCCUCUAGGUCAUACUAACUCCUCUUUCCUUCAUAUGAUUCACUGCACUCUGCUGAAGGCUUGGUUAUGGGUCUCAGCAUCUGCUUUGAUACACUGCUAUGUAGAGUGCCUUCUGUGGUAGGCUACUGUCCUGUUACUUGUUUUCUCCUCCUUCCAAUGUCCAUCCCCUUUGUCUUUCUAGGUGAGGAUUGAUCAUCUUAUCCCUGGUCCUUUUUCUUGUUUAUCUUCUUUAGGUGUACAGAUUUUAGUAUGUUUAUCCUAUCUUAUGGUAUCAGGGAAUUUUAAUGUAAGAGGAGAAUCUGAUAAAUUCACCACUGGGGAGAGUAAGAAAAGUCUAGAUUUCUUUUUACUUUUUUUUUCAAAGCAUUUUCUUAAUACUUCUAAAACUCCUCAUCUUUUAGCCUGCUUGCUGACACCACCCCAGAGACUAUGUAAUAUUAGAUAGAGUGGAGUCUAGGCAUUUCUAUGUCAGCUCUUGUAUCAGAGAGUAAUGGGUCAUACUUCUGUUGAAAAUCGUCUUCAGACAGGACAGAGACACGAUGCUGAAAUGACUCAUCUGACCCGCUAUGCAACGAGUUCCUCUUGUUGUGUUUGGAGGCUUUUCAGUGUCUCAUCAGUGUCUGGCUCUUUGUUGGAAAACUGAAAUAAUUCAAAGAAAGAAAAUCCGUAGUGAAUCUAUGGUAUUGAUCAUUAAAAGUUAAAUAACACUGAACAUUUUGGGGAUAUGUAUUGUGUCCUAAAGCUUUUUCAUAAAGUCGUAUGGUUAUUUAUAACCUUAGGCAUGAUAAAAAAUUCUAUUUCUCUGUCUUAGAAAAGAAGAAAAAGCACAGAGAGGUUGAAAACUAUUGGAAGAGACUUAAGAUUUGAACCUAGGCACUCUAGUCAUUCUCUUUAAAGGAAAACAAGGUCUAACAUUUGAGUUAGACUUUGAACAAUAGGUCGAUUUUUUCCUCUCUCUCUCUCUCUCUCUGUACAUACGUUGAGGUGAGAGGUUGAUAGCAGUCUUCCUCAAUUUCCUUCCGCCUUUGUUUUUUGAGGUAAGAUCUCUCUCUGACCCUGAAGCUGAUCACGGCUAGGCUGAUGAGCUGGCCAACAACCCGUGGAAUCCUCCACCGACCCAGUGAUAGGAUAACGAGUCUUGAUGCUGCAACCAGAGUGUCGUAAUGUUGUUGUUCUUUAUGUGGGUGUUGGGGUUGCAUAGCAAACAACUUCCUGACCGAGCUACCUUCUGAUCCUCCCACUUCUCUCUGCUCUCCUUUCCCCAAGAGACAGGAUCUUACUUGGCAGCCCAGGCUGGCCCCUUAUAUGCUCCAUUUUUACUUUUUGAGUGCUGGGAUUACAGAUGUGUGCCACUGCAACUGUCCAACAUUCUUCUUGUCUUGCUUUGUUUUAUUUUUCAGUGUUGGAACUUAACACAGGGCCUCGUGCAUGUUGGGGAGGCGCUUUACCACUGAUCUACAUUCCCAGCUAUCAUUUUCUUAGGGGAGGCUUUGGGAAGGGCAUUCAGAGUGGAAUGAAUAUUAUUUGGAAAAACAGAGCUGGGCCCGACUGAAUGGUUAUAGUUAGGAAAGUAAAAGGUCACAUGUGCUCAAAAUUUAAUAUUUCAAAGAAAUCGGAUCAUAUACCAUAACAUAAAUUGCCAAAAGAACGUAGAUCUCAUGUCUUUGGGUAAGUUUAUCUGUUAAUUUUUCUAGUCUAGAUCCUGUACCAUUGAUAACUUCGGUGAUGUAAAGGAUUGUAGCCGAAGUUACAAGUAGCUUUGUUGUAACUAGAGCUGUAUUUGACCACACCUCUCUGCAUUAGUGCAUCACUAUCUCCAAGUCUUUUAAGCAUGAAAUAACAGGAAUGAUGUUCUGCUCCUGAUUAUAGGAUAUGAUUGCUCUUGUGGCUAAAAAUUGUUAUGGUCCAGAAUGGAGAAUCCAUGUUGGUACCUCGAGAAUGAAAAAGAAAAGAAAAAAAAAUUGGGGAAAUGAACAUAUUAACAGGAGAUCCUGUAACAAUGUGUGUGUGUGUGUGUGUGUGUGUGUGUGCGUGCGUGCGCGUGCGCAUGCGUGGGUGUGCGUGCUUGUUUAUGUGUGUAUGCCUCUAUGUGUGCAUGCAUGUGUGUGUACUUGUUUAUGAGUGUGUGUGUGUGUGUGCUUUUUGCUUCUCUUCCACAGUGCAUGUGGGCACUUGUAGCACCAUGUUGCGACCGCAGCAGAGCCUGCCGUGUAUUGCCCCGCUGCUGACCACGGUGGAGGAGACUCUAAAUACUGUCUGUGCGCAAGUCCGAGGACACAUUCCUGAGUGGCUCAAUGGCUACCUGCUUCGAGUAGGACCUGGGAAGUUCGAGUUUGGAAAGGAUGAAUACAAUCAUUGGUUUGAUGGGAUGGCUUUGCUUCACCAGUUCAGAGUGGAGAAGGGCACAGUGACAUACAAGAGCAGGUUUCUACAGAGUGACACAUACAAGGCCAACAGUGCUGGGGACAGAAUUGUGAUCUCAGAAUUUGGCACACUGGCCCUGCCUGACCCAUGCAAGAAUAUUUUUGAACGUUUCAUGUCAAGGUUUGAGCAACCCACUAUGACUGACAACACCAGUGUCAACUUCGUACAGUACAAGGGUGAUUAUUUCCUGAGCACAGAGACCAAUUUUAUGAAUAAAGUGGACAUUGAAACUCUGGAAAGGACGGAAAAGGUGGACUGGAGCACGUUCAUUGCUGUGAAUGGGGCAACCGCACACCCUCAUUACGACCCAGAUGGAACUGUGUAUAAUAUGGGAAACACCUAUGGACCAAGAGGUUCUUGCUAUAAUGUUAUUCGGGUUCCCCCAGAGAAGAGAGAGUCUGGGGAGACGAUUCACGGAGCACAGGUGCUGUGUUCUAUCACUUCCAGGGAGGCGAUGAAGCCCUCUUAUUACCACAGCUUUGGAAUGACAGAAAACUAUGUAAUCUUCAUCGAGCAGCCUCUAAAGAUGAAGCUGUGGAAAUUUGUCACUUCUAAGAUCCGGGGAAAGGCCUUUGCUGACGGGAUAAGCUGGGAGCCCCAGUAUAACACACGAUUCCAUGUGGUGGAUAAGCACACCGGACAGCCUCUCACAGGAGUGUACUCCAGCAAGCCAUUUGUUACCUUUCAUCAAAUCAAUGCCUUUGAGGACCAGGGCUGCAUUGUGAUUGAUCUGUGCUGUCAGGAUGACGGGAGCAGCCUAGAAGUUUACCAGCUACAGAAUCUCAGGAAAGCUGGGGAAGGGCUUGAUCAGGUCUAUAAGUCAAUGGCAAAAUCUUUCCCCCGAAGAUUUGUCUUGCCCUUAGAUGUCAGUGUGGAUACCCCUGAGGGAGAGAACCUCAGCCCACUGUCCUAUUCUUCAGCCAGUGCUGUGAAACAGGGUGAUGGGGAGAUCUGGUGCUCUCCUGAAAAUCUACACCACCAGGACCUGGAAGAGGAAGGGGGGAUUGAAUUUCCUCAGAUCAACUAUGGCCGAGUCAAUGGCAAAAAGUAUAAUUUCUUCUACGGCUGUGGUUUUCGGCAUUUGGUGGGGGACUCUCUGAUUAAGGUGGACGUGGUGAACAAGACACUGACGGUUUGGAGAGAAGAUGGCUUUUAUCCCUCAGAGCCCAUUUUUGUUCCAGUGCCAGGAGCUGAUGAGGAAGAUAGUGGGGUUAUACUCUCUGUGGUGAUCACCCCCAACCAGAGUGAAAGUAACUUUCUCCUUGUCUUGGAUGCCAAGAACUUUGCAGAACUGGGGCGAGCAGAAGUACCUGUGCGGAUGCCUUAUGGGUUCCACGGCACAUUUGUGCCCAUCUGAUGCCACAACCACAGGGUCUGGGAUCAGGUUCCAAGGGGAGCACCUUACAGAAGAGAGAAAAUGGUGGGUCUCACCCCAAACCUAUUGUGGUUUGGACCCCACCCUGACCACCAAGGACUCAUAUUUUGAAUGCUUGUUCCCAGCUGGGGGCACUAUUUUGGGAGGCUGUGGAAACCUUAGUGGGUGAGGCCUCCCAGACACCAGGGACCAGCCUUGGAAGGCCCAGGUUCUCUCUCUGCUUCCCGGUCCACUCCACUGUGAAUGGCCUUCACCCCAUGUCACUGAUGGGGUGCACCACCAUGCUAACCUGCUAGGGCAGGCUGGAUCUCCUGAAACUGUGGGCCAAGAAAACACUUCCUCCUUAAAUUGUUCUGUCCGUUGAGGUUUGGCUUUGUUUUGUAGCAGUGGUAAAAUAACUAAUAAUGAUAAUAAACCCGGAUGUAUGGCUUUUCAUUUCUAUUAAAACAUAAUUUUGAGGUAA